AUGAGCACUGAACUACUUCUCAAAAUUUUCACUUUAAAAAAAGUAUUAUUUGGGGGCGGCAUCAUUCUGUACGCAAACAAGAAGACUAUAAUUGUUAAGUUGCGUUUGAAUGUGGAAAAAGAAAAAUUGACCGCUGUUGGUGCAGUCCUAGAAGGAACUUCUCCUGCACGGCUGGGCGGGUUCCGCUGCCGAGGGGCGCGAGAUCCGGGGCUGGGGUUGGUGGUACCGCUGGAGCAGAUACGGCGGCCGCUGAUGCGCACCCGCGCCAACGAUCCCGCCAAAGUCUGCCAGCUCAUGGACAGCAUCCGCCAGAUCGGCCUCCAAGAACCCAUCGACGUUCUGGAGGUUGACGGAGUUUACUAUGGUUUUUCGGGAUGUCACCGGUUCGAGGCUCAUCAGCGUCUCGGCCUCCCCACCAUCCGUUGUAAAGUGCGCCGUGGGACGAAGGAAACUCUAAGGCAUCACAUGAGAUGAGUUGCGGCAGAGCUAAUGCGUAUUGUCGAAAUCGAACCUGUGAUGGACAUGAAAUAUUUAUUCCUAGGGCAAUAGUUUUUCCUCUUUUUUGGUUCAACAUACUCUCUUGUGUGCGCCAUUUUGGCGAGUAUAUGUAAUUGUGUGACAGAAUAGCAGUUAUUGCAGUGCAUAACCACUAUUUAGUGCGGUUUGAAGGAGAAAAAUUACCUUCUGUUUGCGAAUUUGUCUUGUAAUUUGGAAGCAAAAUUAUCUACAAUCCUUAUUUUUUGAGGUGUCUUUCA
Ananas comosus (pineapple) is the source of this 755-nucleotide messenger RNA. Its product is annotated as sulfiredoxin, chloroplastic/mitochondrial-like. Gene Ontology annotation, biological process: cellular response to oxidative stress. NCBI's taxonomy places the organism in Eukaryota, Viridiplantae, Streptophyta, Magnoliopsida, Poales, Bromeliaceae. Gene Ontology annotation, cellular component: cytoplasm. Gene Ontology annotation, molecular function: sulfiredoxin activity. Bases 1 to 474 code for a protein of 157 amino acids. The transcript is spliced from 6 exons. The record is from RefSeq and is a predicted model, not a curated record.